UUUGUGAAUGAAUGCUUGUGGGAGCGGGGGAAUCCAAACGAGGGCGAAAGUCACGCCGCGGUCACAUGGGAUCGUGUCGAAGGGGAGAUUGGAAGGGGCACAGUGCACGCGGAUCCAAAUAUGGGUUGAAUUGCGCGUGGAUGAGGGUUGCAGAUGUUUAUUACCUGCAGGCGCCUUCUCCAUGGGCUCGGCUUGACUCCCUACAAAUCUCCCUCUUCUUCUUUUUCUUCUCCUUCCAACACCCUGCUCUCAGUCAUGACUACAAAAGAGACAACAAUCACGUUGGCCAGCCAUGAUGGCAGUUGCUAUUCUGCACCAGACCGAACCCAGCUCAUGCGCUGCUUGCGGCUUCUACAGGAAUGGCAGGAAUGGCAAUUACGAAGCGAUUGAGUGUCAAGCAAGCAGUAUGGCAGCUGGAGCUGGCGCACAUCCCCCUGAUUCCGGCGAGUCGGAUCUGUACCUGCAGCUUGGGGCUUAACAAGCCAUGUUAAGCGGACUAAUUCCCAAGCUUGCAGACGAUCCCAUCCCGCCCCAGCGGGACCUGAGUUUAUCCGAGGCGAGCCGUCCGCACAAGGCAAGGUCUCACUUGACCGGAGCUAAGUACUUUGCGAUACAUAGUACAAUGCCUUUGUGCAUGCAUUGGCUUAAUAGCCAAUUAAUGAGAGGUCGAACUUGCAGGAUAUCUAUUGACCACUAACCAAACUAUCAGGAUACUAAUCAACCACAAAUUUGAGUCUGCUGCUACACAAUACA
Aspergillus vadensis CBS 113365 is the source of this 753-nucleotide messenger RNA. RefSeq lists its product as uncharacterized. Bases 293 to 478 code for a protein of 61 amino acids. The transcript has a single exon. NCBI's taxonomy places the organism in Eukaryota, Fungi, Ascomycota, Eurotiomycetes, Eurotiales, Aspergillaceae. The record is from RefSeq and is a predicted model, not a curated record.